This is a messenger RNA of Cynoglossus semilaevis (tongue sole), 2543 nucleotides long. RefSeq names its product XK, Kell blood group complex subunit-related family, member 9 (gene xkr9). NCBI's taxonomy places the organism in Eukaryota, Metazoa, Chordata, Actinopteri, Pleuronectiformes, Cynoglossidae. The coding region runs from base 887 to 2038 and encodes 383 amino acids. The transcript has 4 exons. The record is from RefSeq and is a predicted model, not a curated record. Gene Ontology annotation, cellular component: membrane.
AAGGACAUACAGUAGCUGGUAAUCACAUAAAACAGUAAACAAUAUAAUGUCCAGUUACUGCAUUUAUGUGAUUUUUCAACGAUGUCACACAGACUGGACUCAUGUGGACUAAACAGAGCUAUCAUUAGUGCAGCAGUCUGUACUUUGCCUGUUGGAACAGGUUACACUGGGUUUAAAGCAACUACCUUAGGGUAAUAAUAAUACUUAAGGUGCCAUAAGCUGCUGUUUACUCCAGAUGUACAGAAUGAAGCAGUGCACUAUGACUGUGUUGAGAAAUUGCACAAGUUUAAAUCUGGUUACUAUGGGAUUUAAUGUAAUUGUAUAUGUUUUUUAACCAUUUGUAAAAUAAACAAAUGUCUUUGUAAAAAAAAAAUCUGAAUUGUGUAGUGCAUGUGUCUCAUGCAGACCAAAGUAUUUUCCACAGUGUUACGCCUAUUACAGGAAGACCUGUAUAUGUGUGCGUGCGCGUAUGUGAGAGUGUGUGUGUGUGUGACGUCACGUCAUUGUUCAUCUCACCCACUCAGUUCAACAGUGAGCAGGUGACUUACACAGAAUUACACAGUAACAUGCCUGAGCAUUUGGUCAGCCCACAUACAAACAUGCACCAGAAUACCAUAUGUGUUACAUAACCACACAGCUUCACCGGUUUAAGAAUCACUGAGGUGGAGCCAGGCGUGUUAUAAGAGAGCAAAAGAAGAGAAGUGCAGGAAGUUGUUUAUGCGACUGGAGGACACAGCAAUGGAUAAAGUGCACUGAUGAACCAAAAUGACUCUUCUCCAACAGUCGGAACCAACAGCAGCUUCUCCUUCAGGAACAUAAGAGGAAAACGACCUCACUGCUACAUUCACCAAACUGGACUCUCAAGUUGAACCCGUCAAAUGACCAGAUGUUUUAUCCAGAUUGUCAGUUUACUAAAGUACGAUGGUUCCUGACCAUUGUUGGACUGGGCCUCUAUUUGGUGGAUGUUGGAACAGACAUAAGCCUGGCUGUGGGGUAUUUUCUUGUGGAACAGUAUGCCUGGAGUGGACUGACUGUGCUCUUCAUUCUGGUUGGACUGCUUGUGACGCAGCUCUUCAGCUAUGCCUGGUACCUGGAUGAUUUGAGAGAUGUUCUGAUAAACCCUGAAGGAAAAGAAACUGUUGAAAACAAAACAAAAGUGGAGCUGGUUGUCCUGCAUGUAUGUGGGUUUGGAGUCCUGACCAGGUACAGUCACCUGCUCAGGAGAUCUUUUAAAGUGUUGUGGAAACCAACAGACUCAUGUACCGUCAAAGACAGAAGGGAAGAGCACCAUCGACUCUUUUGCCUGGCUACUGACCUGAGCAUGCUCAAACUGUUUGAGUCCUUCCUGGAGAGUACUCCCCAACUACUGUUACAAAUGUACAUAGUGCUGAAACAGGGAGAAUGCUCCUUCAUGCAGUAUGUAUCGAUGGGCUGCUCCUUCUUUAACACAGCCUGGGCCCUGGUGGACUAUCGACGCUGCCUACGCAGAUCCCUCCCUAAUAUCCACGAGAUGCCUUCUGGCCUCCCCACUAUCAUCUACCUCGUGUACAAGCUCUCCACCAUCACCAGCCACAUCCUCAGCUACAGCCUCCUCCUCAUACUGAGUGUUUACACCACAGUUGGCCUCUGUGUCCUGUGGCUGGUGGGAACCAUGUGCACACACCUGUUCAAAACCAACUUCUGCUCAUCGAAAAGCCUGGAGCUCAUAUACCAGGCGGUCAUCGGAGUAAUCCUCACCUUCACCUUUUUCAACAUCAAGGGGAGAGACACCAGAAUAGUCAUGACCAUUUACUACUUUUUCCACUCUCUCGUUAACAUCACGGCUCCUUUGCUGCUUAUGUACCUGAGGCCAGAGAUAAAGUCUGUGAUGCUUUUGCUGCCGGUGGUUUAUGCAGGUCUGUUGUUGGGACUAAUCAGCCUUAUACUAUAUUACCUCUACCUGCAUCCCAGGGGGAAGUGGUUUGAUGCAGAUGAAGUGGACGGUCUGGGAAGGGAGACAGAAGCCAUGAGGAGAAUGAGAGCCUUUCUACAACCUUGAUGACCUUGCUUUAUUUCUAAUUUUAAAUGCACUAGUGUUUAAUUUAUGGUUAAUUAUGCACUUUAUAAAUCAGAUGGCUAUAAUCCUGUACAGAGUGUAUCAUCUUUUAAUUUAUUCAUUCAUUUUCUACGGUUCACCUGGACAACUGACCAACCCUAUACCAACUCUAGGAUCAACUUCACUUAAUUAUCAGUAACUCCAAUCAAAAUUUUACACAGAUAGCAAACAGGUAUAUUUUAUACAGUGCCAACCAAAAAAGGAGCUAUAUUUAUAUAUAUAUUUAAAAACGGCCAACAAAUAAAUAAAUAAAACAUUUUAUAAUAGUUUCCAGGUUUAGUAGAUGCUUGUACAGACAGUUUUGUUGUUAAACGUCUGAUAAGAUGUUUUGCACUAUCAUCAGAUAUUUGCCUUCAGACUAUUUUCAAGUAUUCACGGUCCUUCAAGCCAGCCGGCAUGCCUACAUUAUGUAUAAAAAACUGUAUAUUAAAAGUAUAUUAAGCAGUUA